AUGGAUGCAAAUCCCAGUCGUCAUCACGAGCAAGGCACUCGUCCAAAGAAGGGACGGACGGAUGAAAGGAGAGAUCGAGAAAGUAAGAAGCCAGGCCUUCCAGUACGGAACCAGCAGUAUACCCCUUUAAACGCCCCACUUGAGCAAGUCCUUAUGCAAAUCAAGGAUGAUCCUUCGCUGAAGUGGCCGGAGAAAUUGAAGGGUGAUCCCAACAAGCGCAACAGGAACAAGUACUGUCGCUUUCAUAGGGAUCAUGGUCAUAACACGGACGAGUGUUUUGACUUGAAGCAACAAAUUGAAAAUCUCAUAAGGCAAGGGAAGUUGAGGGGCUUCCUUGGACGAGACCAGAGGGACGAGAAACAGAAGGGAAAGAUGGAAGAUUCAUCGCGACCACCACUCGGAGAGAUAAGAGUCAUCAUUGGGGGAAGUUCAACUGGCCGGUCGUCCAAGUCCAAGAAAGCAUACUUGAAGGUAGUACAGAACGUCCAGCUUACCGGACGAUCACCGAGAGCAAUGUCUAUGGACGAGCAGGCAAUCACUUUCACGGACGAGGAUGCUGACAGAAUUCAUCACCCUCAUGAUGAUGCCCUUGUCAUCUCCCUACUAAUUGCAAACUACACAACCAGAAGAGUGCUUGUGGACAACGGAAGCUCAGCAGACAUUUUAUACUAUCCAGCUUUUCAGCAGAUGAGAUUAGGACGAGACCAGCUCCGUCCAGUGAAUUCCCCCCUAGUAGGUUUUGGUGGGAUGAAGGUGCAACCAGUGGGUACCAUUUCCUUAUCCGUGGUAGUGGGGGCAUAUCCACAACAACUUACCAAGGACGUCAACUUCCUUGUGGUAGAUUGUCCAUCAUCCUACAAUGCCAUCAUUGGAAGACCAACUUUGAAUAGCUGGAAAGCUGUUACCUCCACUUAUUAUUUAUCAGUCAAGUUUCCAACAGAAUACGGGGUAGGACAGGUACAAGGUGACCAACUGGCAGCAAGAGAAUGUUACUUGGCCAUGCUGGCCAUGGAUGAACAAGUUCAAGCAAUGAAUAUUGAAGAAAAGAAGGGGAAUUGA
Messenger RNA from Quercus lobata, 1059 nucleotides. RefSeq lists its product as uncharacterized. The transcript has 2 exons. The coding region runs from base 1 to 1059 and encodes 352 amino acids. Lineage: Eukaryota; Viridiplantae; Streptophyta; Magnoliopsida; Fagales; Fagaceae. The record is from RefSeq and is a predicted model, not a curated record.